Meloidogyne enterolobii is the source of this 939-nucleotide messenger RNA. NCBI's taxonomy places the organism in Eukaryota, Metazoa, Nematoda, Chromadorea, Rhabditida, Meloidogynidae. The record is from the annotation of a GenBank genome assembly.
AUGAGCUUGUUUUGCUUCCAUCUAGAAUGUCUAUGGAUUCGGCUGCUGAACUUAACUAUUCCUUCUUUGCUAAGUCCUAAAGAACGUCCAACAUUUAUUCGGUCUACCAAGCAUUCAAGGAAAUCCUCAACAACUUUAAAUGAAGAAGAAUCGUCCAAAACAACAUCAACUCGCAGAAACAGCAGAAAUGAAGAUUCGUCGUCAUAUCGUUCUUCUCGUCGACAUCGCCGUUCGCGUUCUAGAAAUAAUGAUCGUCAUAAUAACAAUAGAGGAGAAUCUUCUUCAAUGGAUAAAGUAAUAGAAUCUCGUCAUCAACGUUCUACAAUGUAUUUUCUUCAAAAAGAUCAACAACAACAAAAGGCAAAAUUUAAUUCACAACAAAAACAGCAACAACAAAUGACUCGUUCACUACCUUCGAAACCAAUCCAAGAACGAAUUGAGGCGCUUUUAGCUAGACCCGAUCAUGAAGUUUUGGCAAUGCCUAUAAAUGAUUUGAGAGCUUUAAUAUUGCAAGGAGUUGAAUUGUUUAGAGAACAAAAUCAUUUUUUGAAUGCAAAGAAGGGAAUGUUGAGUGAAUUAGACAAAAUAAUAUCUCGUGAAAGAGAAGAAAUUGAUCGUCUUUCAAAAGAAGCACCACCACCAUCCUAUCGCCCUCCAGAGCUCCCUCAACAACAACAAAUUAUUGAACAGAAGCAGACAGAACCUCAACAACAACAACAUAUUGCAAAAGAAAGUGAGAAUGGGUUUGGUAUUGCACACAUCUUGACUUCCAUCAACGAUACUUUUGUGCAUUUUACUCACCUUUCUGGACGUGAAACUAUAGUAAAGAUUACUGGUAGAACGCGUGUAAAUGCUGACAGGGACGAAGCCUGUCCGCACGAGCCGAUGAUUGCUUCUCACUGGUUUUUAACAUUGAGGCUUCUCAAUGUUAUGAAAUAA